AUGUUCGUCGCGGAGGACACUGAAUUCCGCGUGUACAAGGUCCCGCUUUCCAAACACUCCGCGGUGUUCAAAGACAUGUUUUCGCUUCCCCAGCCUGCUGCGGCCUCUGCCGAUGAGCCGCCGGUGGUUUACCUCACCGAGCGACCCAAAUGUUUCCGGUAUCUACUCAGGCAGCUGAUAUCUCUUGAGCAGCUUGUCCGGCAGGUUGCCGACUAUCUCGCGUCGCAAUAUCCUACCACAUACGAGGCGUAUGCUGCAAUUACCGUGGAGGAUCAUAUAACGGGAUCUGAUCCGUCGAUACACCACAUCGCUGUCGUGAACCGAGCGACACUGAGCGACACGCCGUCUCUCCUCCCGUCGGCGCUGUUCGCUUGCUGCAGUAUUCCCCCCAACCGCCUAGUGCAAGAGCAGCUGUCCCUGGACGAUCUUACUCGCGUACUCGUGGGUCGCGCGGAGCUAACCAAGCUCGAUGCGGAGGCCGCUGUCGCUAUCUUCCAGCCUUCGUCGUCGCCCGACUGCCGCAAAGGCCGGUCGCCGAGCUGCGGGGAGCUGUUUCUUACGGCAGUGACCCUUCUCGGAAGCAAAAUCGGUCUGAAAUUGUUUGGGCCGAGUUGGGAGCUGUCAUGGGUGGACUAUGCGAACGAUCGGGGACUCUUUUUUUGUCCGGCGUGCGAGAAGAUGAUCGCGAGGAGGGAGGAUGAGAAGCGAAAAGAGAUAUGGAAGCGUCUUCCGUCCAUCCUUGGUCUCGAGGCAGAUGGAUGA
This is a messenger RNA of Dichomitus squalens LYAD-421 SS1, 762 nucleotides long. RefSeq lists its product as uncharacterized. The coding region runs from base 1 to 762 and encodes 253 amino acids. The record is from RefSeq and is a predicted model, not a curated record. The transcript is spliced from 2 exons. NCBI's taxonomy places the organism in Eukaryota, Fungi, Basidiomycota, Agaricomycetes, Polyporales, Polyporaceae.